This is a messenger RNA of Schistocerca gregaria, 381 nucleotides long. Its product is annotated as prostatic spermine-binding protein-like. The coding region runs from base 1 to 381 and encodes 126 amino acids. The transcript is spliced from 3 exons. The record is from RefSeq and is a predicted model, not a curated record. Lineage: Eukaryota; Metazoa; Arthropoda; Insecta; Orthoptera; Acrididae.
AUGGAAUCUGAUGAUGGAGACAGAUCUGACGAUGGAGACACAUUGGAUGAUGGAGACAUAUCUGAUGAUGGAGACAGAUCUGAUGAUGGAGACAGAUCUGAUGAUGGAGACAGAUCUGAUGAUAGAGACAGAUCUGAUGAUGGAGACACAUUUGAUGAUGGAGACAUAUCUGAUGAUGGAGACAGAUCUGAUGAUGGAGACAGAUCUGAUGAUGGAGACACAUUUGAUGAUGGAGACAUAUCUGAUGAUGAAGACAGAUCUGAUGAUGGAGACAGAUUUGAUUUUAGAUCUGAUGAUGGAGACAGAUCAGAUGAUGGAGACAGAUCUGAUGAUGGAGACCACGGCUCCCAGCAAUCAUGGUGUAUUCUAAGCAACCUCUAA